This is a messenger RNA of Phyllotreta striolata, 1279 nucleotides long. NCBI's taxonomy places the organism in Eukaryota, Metazoa, Arthropoda, Insecta, Coleoptera, Chrysomelidae. The record is from the annotation of a GenBank genome assembly.
AGUCACUGUCAUCUUUGUUUAUGAAUAAAUUUUUGUUAUUAUUAAUUUUCCAAAUCGCUAUUAAUAUUGUUAUUUGUACAAGUUUAACGAAUUUUCUGGCAUUCCGGCUCGUGGUAACUUCGUGUGGUAAAAUUAUACAGUUAAAUAAAUCCAGAGUGUUUCUAUACGAACGCAAAACUUACGAAAGUGGGACAUGCAUUGUUAUUUAAUAUGGAAAAGAGCUGCAGGGCGACUUAAAAAUCUAUCUUAAUUAACAUGAAAGAAAGGAAAUAUUUCGUGUGAUUCGAUAAAACACUAGCGAAUACUUCAAAAUGUGCGACAACUUCAACGACUAUUUCCUCGAAGCCAAUAAAUUCGCUGUAGUGUAUUUCGACACCAACGACAUUAACAGAAAUCUCAAUCACGAAAAAUCAGGGAACGUUUUCCUAGAACUAGAAUCCAAGUACAAGCUAGAAGAUCGAAGAGCUAGCUUUAACGAACCAUCAGCCAACAACCAUUACAACGACUUUUACACGAUCGACAGAAAUCCCAGCAUAAGAAAACCCACUCCAAGGAAACCGACAACAAACGUAUCGGCGAAAUCGAGGAAACAAUACGACACAUCGAGACCCUACCAAUGCUCCUACUGCCCCAAAAGAUUCACCCAAAAAGGCAACAUGCACACUCACGAGCGCCUCCACACCGGCCACUACCCCUUCGAAUGCCACGUGUGCUCCCAAAAGUUCCCCCAAUUGAGCAACCUCAACCGGCACAUGCUCAACCACACCACGGAGUUCUUCCGGUGCGGCGUUUGCUUUAAGCAACUCAAGUCGAAGACCGAGCUGGUCAAGCACAGCGACACCCACAAGCCCGAGAAGAUCUACUCGUGCUCGGCCUGCUCCAAGAAGUUCAGCUACGAGUGGAGCCUGAAGGCGCACGAGAAGGUCCACAGGGAGAGGCCGCGCGAGCCCCCCGCCGGCCCCGCCGAGGCCUCGGCCUACUUCAAAUGCGGCUCCUGCCGCGAGAAGUUCUACAGCAAGGGGGAUUUGAAGGAGCACGAACGGCUGCACGUGAAAAGUGUGCCCGAGUGCGCGGGUUGCAAGAAGAACUUCAGGCACGUGGGCCAUCUGGCUAGGCAUUUGAAAUUAUGCUGUAAACAUUCGUAAAAUACUAUUAUUUUAUUGUCGUUAAUUUAGAAGUGAUACAAUUGUAUAUUUAGUUUUACUGGUUAAUUUAUUUUUUUUUAUAUCGCAAUAAGCCAAACUCUUGUACCUCAUGAAUAAAAUUUUUAUGAUAAAUA